GUGUCAGUGUUCCCUGUGUUCCAUUCCACCAGCUGCCCUUUACUCUCAGCGCGCCUGAUCAAUCCUCAGAAAUGCAGAAUCCCAGGAAUGAAAUGGUUGCUCAGCUGCACAACUUAUGUGCUCAGGGCGAUACUACUAAGCUGUUUGCUCUUCUGAAUCAUUCAUCCUCGAUCAUUAAUGAAACCGCUGAAAAUGGAUGGAGUGCUCUUAUGUACGCAGCUAGGAAUGGCCACUUUGAUGUAGUGAAGAUGCUGCUGGAGAAAGGGGGUGACAAGUCAUUGGCGAACAAGUCAAGGCAGACUGCUUUAGACAUUGCCAAAUUUUGGGGUCACAAACACAUCGUUAAUUUGCUCACCCACUCAAGAAGUGGCCCAAAGCCAAAUUUUUUAGUAAACGCAGAGGAAGAGCAUGAAAAUUAUUUCAGUAGCACGUUUUUAGACAGAAGGAGUGACAAAAGGACAGACACUAACUGGCUGAAAUCCAAACAAACACACGUCACUUCAGUAUAUAUCAUUUUCUCCAACCUGUGUCCAUUGGUAUCAUUAAUUGGAACAAAAGAUAAUGCUCAGGAACCAGAAAUCAAGCUCUGCAGGCUUCAGCACGAGGAUGUGAAGGAACACUUGUCAAAGCCCAAUGAGGUCUCAUUAAUUUUUCUAGGAGUGGAAAAACAAUUAAAUAAUCCAAGCACUGCAGGAGCACAGAAGCCGGUGGCAGAACAGGAUGAUGCACUGGUAGCCUGGUUUGCCCUGAAUGUAGAAAAUUUAUCUACAGAUCAAUUUGAAGGGAAACAUGACGGCUGCUAUUUUCUUCAGCCCCCAAUGCCGGCCUUUUUGCAGCUGAUCAGCACAGAAGCAGGCAUUUUAGCACAAGCACGGUCUGUACUUGCUUGGCACAGCCGGUACAAGUUCUGCCCAACUUGUGGAGGCGAAACAGUAAUUGAAGAAGGUGGGUACAAACGAACCUGUUUAAAAGGAGGUUGUCCCAGUUUACAAGGCAUCCAUAACACAUCAUAUCCAAGAUUAGAUCCUGUAGUGAUAAUGCUUAUAGUGCAUCCUGAUGGAAACCACUGCUUGUUGGGGAGACAGAAGAGAUUUCCUGCUGGCAUGUUCUCUUGUUUGGCUGGGUUUAUAGAACCAGGGGAAACCAUAGAAGACGCUGUGCGGAGAGAAGUGAAAGAGGAGAGUGGCGUUAAAGUUGGGCAUGUUCAGUAUGUUUCAUGCCAGCCUUGGCCCAUGCCCUCUUCCCUAAUGAUUGGUUGCUUAGGCGUUGCAAUAUCUACAGAAAUUACAGUCGACAAGAUUGAAAUAGAGGACGCACGUUGGUUCACUAGGGAACAGGUCAUAGAAGCUUUGCUCAAAGGAAAUCAGCAAUCUUUGGUUGUGCCGCCCAGACAUGCUAUUGCCCACCAGUUAAUAAAGCAUUGGAUUGGAAUGAAUUCUAAUUUAUAGUAUCAUCAACGCUGAGGGUUCUUUCAAAAUAUAAUUGACUAAUUACCAUUUGAUUAUCAAUCAUGCUAAAUAAGAAUCUGGAAAAUUUUAAAAGCAAUGACCCGCAGCAACAUCAUCAGCCACUCUCAUGUUGUAUGUUACGCCUAACAGAUUCAUCAUCUAUCUGUAAAGGGUGUCUCCUCAAGUCGCACAGUUUCUUAUCUAUUUUAAUACUUAAAAAUUAUUGAAAUGUAUAUACAGGUUGAGUAUCCCAUAUCCAAAUAUUCCAAAAUACAGAAUAUUCCGAAAUACGGACUUUUUUGAGUGAGAGUGGGAUAGUGAAACCUUUGUUUUUUGAUGGCUCAAUGUACACAAACUUUGUUUAAUACACAAAGUUAUUAAAAAUAUUGUAUUAAAUGACCUUCAGGCUGUGUGCAUAAGGGAGGUCAUUCCGAGUUGUUCGCUCGCAAGCGGAUUUUAGCAGAUUUGCUCAUGCUAAGCCGCCGCCUACUGGGAGUGAAUCUUAGCAUCUUAAAAUUGCGACCGAUGUAUUCGCAAUAUUGCGAUUACACACCUCGUGGCAGUUUCUGAGUAGCUCCAGACUUACUCGGCAUCUGCGAUCAGUUCAGUGCUUGUCGUUCCUGGUUUGACGUCACAAACACACCCAGCGUUCGCCCAGACACUCCUCCGUUCCUCCGGCCACUCCUGCGUUUUUUCCCACACGACCAUAAAACGGCCUGUUUCCGCCCAGUAACACCCAUUUCCUGUCAAUCACAUUACGAUCGCCAGAACGAUGAAAAUGCCGUGAGUAAAAUUCCUAAGUGCAUAGCAAAUUUACUUGGCGCAGUCGCAGUGCGGACAUUGCGCAUGCGCAUUAAGCGGAAAAUCGCUGCGAUGCGAAAAUUUUUACCGAGCGAACAACUCGGAAUGAGGGCCCAGGUGUAUAUGAAAAAUAAAUGAAUUGUGUGAAUGUACACACACUUUGUUUAAUGCACAAAGUUAUAAAAAAUAUUGGCUAAAAUGACCUUCAGGCUGUGUGUAUAAGGUGUAUAUGCAACAUAAAUGCAUUCUGUGCUUAGAUUUAGGUCCCAUCACCAUGAUAUCUCAUUAUGGUAUGCAAUUAUUCCAAAAUACAGAAAAAUCCCAUAUCCAAAAUACCUCUGGUCCCAAGCAUUUUGGAUAAGGGAUACUCAACCUGUAAUUAAAAAAAGUUAAAGAUAAACAGUAACUUCAAUUUAAAAAAACAACUAUUUUGUGUUGCCUCAUAGCAUACAGUUCAUUACUGUAUCACUACUAUUAUUAUUAUAGAAUUAUGUGUACCCAAUACUCCCUAUAUACCCUGUUUAGCUCUGGCAUUGAUGUCACUGCAGAAGGGAGUACAUGACUGGCCGUCAUCUUCCAUAUAAUGGAUGCAGACACUCACAACUCUUAUAUCUACCUUGGCUGUCCCUUCCUCAGUAUUAUGUUCUAGUGCACUAGAUACUAAUGCCCAGAUUUAUCAAGCCUUGGAGAGUGAUAAAUUGCACGGUGAUAAAGUACCAACUAAUCAGCUCCAAACUGCCAUGUUACAGACUGUGUUGAAAAAUGACAGUUAGGAGCUGGUUGGUUGUUACUUUAUCAUCGUGCAAUUUAUCACUGUACUAGGCUUGAUAAAUCUGGGCCUUAGGGGUCUAUUUACUAAGCCUUGGGUGGUGAUAAAGUGGACGGAGAUACAGUACCAGCCAAUCAACGCCUAACUGUCAUUUUUCAAACACAGCCUGUGACAUGACAGGAGCUGAUUGGCUGGUACUUUUUUUCCUUCCAAGGCUUAGUAAAUAGACCUCUUUUUAUAGCAGACAAUAUGAAGGGAGAGGCAGGCAGACAGCACCUUGCAGAUGUGAAUCUCCAUGUCUGUCAUAUUGUUAGGCUGAGGAGCAGCAGAAAUCCUGUGCUCCCUCUGCUGUAGAACAUUGUAGCUGGCACUGAACAGGGUAGAUAGGUAAGGAUGUAGGGGCAGUAAAAACCCAUAAUAAAAAUAAUCUGUAAAGACUAUGGUGGAGGGAAAAAUUAGUUUAAAAGAAUUCCAUGUACUUUUUAUUUUAUCUAUUGCUGUACUCUGCAGCUAGUAGAGAUAUAGGGGAUCAUUCCGACCUGAUGGCACGCUGCCGUUUUUCACAGCGCAGCAAUCGGGUCACUACUGUGCAUGCGUAUGCACCGCAAGCGGAUCGUUGCUCUGCGAUGGAUUUAACGAAGAAUCCAUUCGCAUAGCGAUCGCAAGGAGAUUGACAGGAAGAGGGCAUUUAUGGGUGACCGUUUUCUGGGAGUGUGGAAAAAUGCAGGCAUGUCCAGGCGUUUGCAGGGCGGGUGUCUGACGUCAAUUCCGGGACCGGACAGGCUGUAGUGAUCGCAAGGACUGAGUAAGUUCUGAGCUAUUUAGAAACUGCACAAACUAUUUUUGUACCGCUCGGCUGCAAAUGUGAUCGCACCCUUGCACAGCAAAUAUACACUCCCCAGUGGGCGGCGACUAUGCGUUCGCACGGCUGCACAAAGUAGCUAGCGAGCGAUCAACUCGGAAUGACCCCCAUAGUUUCCAUACAGUUCAGAAGGUGUUUAUUAUUGAUAACACCCAUUUAUCAACAAGUUUAACUAUUUAAAACUUGCUGCGUAUGAUAAAUGGUGUCCAGCCAAUCAGCUCCACCUACCAUUUUUCAAACACGUGACAGGAGCUGAUUGGCUGGAGCACCAUUUAUUAAACGUAACAAGUUUUAAAUAGCUGAAACUUGUUGAUAAAUCUGCCCCAUAGUCCCAUCAUGCUCCGUGCCUCACAUCCUGGGGUGUGACUGUAAACUGCAAGAGGAAGCGCCCAGCUUGUCUAGUCAGCUGUUUUUGAAAAGUGUCAUUCUGAUCAUCAGUUAAAAUUCCUGAUAUCAAAGACAUAGGGCAGGGAGACAUAACCCCAAUAGAUUAAAACUACUUGAAGACUGUUGGAUAAUAUAAAUCUUACAUACAAUGGAGCUUAAUGAGUUUAUUUGCAAUUAAGAUCUUAAACCUUAUGUUUAAAUAUGAUUUAAUUUCCCUUCCUUAUCUCUUCUAUUUAUGGACAUUGCUCAUGUAUUAUGAAUAUUUAUUUCAUCAUGAAAUUGUUACAUUCUGAGACAGCGUGAUAUGUAGAGACACUGGAAGAGUUACACAUUAGUGCAGUAAUACUGGUUUCAUUACCAUUUUUGUUGGCAAUUAUGAAGCAGAGCAUGAUGUUUAUGCGGGAUUGGUAUGAUUUGCUGACGGCCGUCUAUAUACCGACAACGGCAUCCCGGCCACCAGUAUGCCGGCAGUGGGGCGAGCGCAGAGAGUCCCCUUACGGGCUCAGUGGCUUGCUGCGCACACCACAGGCUCUGUUCCCACUCUAUGGGUGUCGUGGACACCCAGGAGUGGGAAUAGCCCUGUUCGCCAGGAUUCUAGCUGUCGUCAUUGUCAGCUGUCGGUAUUCCGGCGUCAGUAUCCUGACUGCCGGGAUCCCUACAGCCGGAAAAUUAGCUGCAUCCCGUUUAUGGCACACACAGUUGUUUUGCAUUGAAAGGUAUUGCUAUUUCUCAUACGUCCUAGAGGAUGCUGGGGACGACAUCAAGACCAUGGGGUAUAGACGGGAUCCGCAGGAGACAUGGGCACUCCAAAGACUUUUCAUUGGGUGUGAACUGGCUCCUCCCUCUAUGCCCCUCCUCCAGACCUCAGUUUUAGAAAUGUGCCCAGGUCGACUGGAUGCACUCUGAGGAGCUCUACUGAGUUUCUCUGAAAUAGACUUAUGUUAGGUUUUUUAUUUUCAGGGAGAUCUGCUGGCAUCAGACUCCCUGCUUCGUGGGACUGAGGGGGCAGAAGUAGGAACCAACUUCCUAAAGAGUUUCAAGGUUCUGCUUCUGGCUGACAGGACACCAUUAGCUCCUGAAGGGAACUGAAUGCUAGCCGUGCCUAGAUGCUCACUCCCACAGCACGCCGUCACCCCCCUCACAGAGCCAGUAGUCAGAAGACAGGUGAGUGUUAGAAGACAGAUCUUCAAUCAAGAAAGUGACGGCUAAAGGUACCGCACGGCUGGCAGGAGCGCAGCGCGCCAUGUUGCCCACACAUACACAGGCACUGCAGGGCGCGGGGGGGGGGGGGCUGGGCAGCAUGAAACCUAUGGAAACUGGCAUAAAUAAGGGGCAUAAGUUGCUGAGGCACAGUCCUACCCCUACCAGUAUAAAAAAUGUCCUCAUAAAUGCUGUGGAGAAACACACCAUUGAAGAGUGGAGCUUUCUCCUCAGUCAGCCAGCACACUGCUCAGCGCCAUUUUCUCUCUUUCCUCAGGCUGCAGAGACAAGGCUGGUCCUCCACUACUGAACAAGUAUCGGGGUGAAAAACGGGGGGCACAGUGAAUUUGGUGCUAUAUAAUUGUGUGAUUAACAUUAUAAAAGCGCUGAAUGUCAGUGGGCAUUUUGUGUUCACAGACAUUGUGUUACUGGCGCUGGGUUGUGAGCUGGCAAAUCCCAUCUGCGUCCCUCUGACAGAUUUUACUGUGGGUCUGUCCCCUAAAUCCCGGAGUGUCUGUGGUGUGGUUCUGCACGUGUGUGACAUGUCUGUGGCAGGGAACUCAGUGGAGACAUGUUAGGGACACAGUGUUAGGUUCCUGGUGCUCAGAACAAGGGAGAUGUUAUGAAGCGAGUCCAGAGCACCAGGACGUAAUGCUGGGAAAGGGGAAUGGAAAGGGAAUAGCCCCUGGCGCCCUAUCUCCGUUGUCUCGCCCGUGCUGUCAGUACACUCUUGCGAGACUAUGGUUGCUUGAGCCCAUGGCAGCCGCGUUUGAAGGGCGGAUUACGUCUGCCCAACUUCGAUGCCCCCUCAGGUCUUAAUGAGAGACAAAGAGUGAACCGAGACAGGGUGAUAACAAGGGGCCCUCUGACUAAACAAGGCCAGGGGCUACUGACAAACCUAAAACCAAAGUAUGUGCGGCUUGCCGCCAAAGGAAAAGAACAACAAAGGAAAUGCUGACCACACGCCGACACAAUACUUUUGUGUACCGGCGGUGACAGCAUAAGCAGAACCCUCUGCAAAACACCAGUGACAGAAAUAAUAAGGGAAUAUAGCGGCCUAGGCCGACGGACGCGGCGGUGCCGCUACUCACGGAACCGGUACGAAUACUGGCAAACGGACAGGAACUCCCAAUGCUGCUGACACAGACUCUCAGAACUGGAGGACAGGCAGAAUCCCAAACGACAGACCGGUGGACACCAAGAAGCCAGAAACUUGACCAGGCACAGGCAAAGGCACUGGACCUCAGGACAGGAACGCCUCACGGCAGGACACGGGAUCAGACAUAGGAAUCGACACAGGAAGCUCAGGAACUAGCAGGAACCAAGCUCAGAACUCAAGCAGACUGGAAACCCAGAAAUAUCACCAGCGUCUGUGAAUAGCACUGAGCCAGCAUAUAACAGAGAGGCCUAAUUAAUAAUCUCAUGCAGCUGCCCUGUUGCAUGACUCCAAACUGACAAGAUGCAAUUAGCAGCCAGGUGAGGCUGAACACAUGGGAACAAGCUGCAAUUACACAGACUCACCAGCGGCAGCAACCAAGAGUACUCUUAAACAGAGCAACGGGAAAUCCUGGCCUGCGAAACAACUUAUAAACAUAAAAUAGGAAUGAACCACUACCCGUGGUUCAUAACAGUAUCCCCUCCUUAAGGGUAAGUUCCGAGCACCCCAUGACACCCACGGGGAACAUGAACAGAAGAAUAACAUAAAAUACCUAACUGACAUGCAAAACAGGAAUGAGCCACAGCCGUGGCUCAUAACAGUACCCCCCCCCCCUUGAGGAGGGGUCAAAGGACCCCAAAAUACAGACUAUCCAAAACAAGGGAUACAAAAAAAAACCUGACACACUGGUCUAACAGACACGAAAACAGAAACAAGCUGCAACCACAGCUUGUAACAGUGCCCUCCCCCUGAUGGUGGACACAAGACAAGGAAAAAAAAUAUUUAUUUAUUUUUUUUUUUAUAUCAAGGCAAGAGUCAAAAAUUAUUUCUUUUACUUCUUCUUUUUACAAAGCUCUUUAGGUCUGACCAAGGUAAUUCCCCAAACAUUGUCUGAACUGAUGGUACCACCCAGCAAGGCUGCGUUCAAAUCAGAGACAGGUUUCUUACCCUUGGGAGCUGAACUUUCUGGCAAAGUACUCCUAUUGGAAGAAGAAUUCAGAAAAGCACAUCCUGCAGUCAAAACAACGGGCUGAGACUCUUGUACCGAGUUUACAGUAUUUGGUGGACUCUCAGCAGACACGACGGCUGACUUAGAGGAACCUGAACCAAUUUCUUUGGAACCAUAUCUUUUAAUAAUAGCAUCACUGAAUGCUGGGGGAUCCUGAAGAAUGGGAUCUUCAGCUUUCAUUAGGCUGGUCGCCCACUCAAAAGGCUCUCCUCUAAAAGAAUAAAUCAGAUAGAGCACAAGGUUCUCUGAAGUGAUGCCCAGAAAUGGUCUAGACAACAAAAUAAUGUAAUAGUGUUUGUAAAGCGCCAGAAAUUGGGCUAAGUCCCCAUCAAAGAUUAUGGAUGUUGAGAUAUCAACAGAGUCAGGAUCUGUUUCCUUCCCAUCUGACUGACUGGAGUGCUUUGCUAGGACCUGGUCACUAUUGACCUUACUCGAGGCUGAGACUCUCUGAACCCCACCCGGGGCAGUGACUUUCUGAACCCCACCCGGGGCAGUGUCUUUCUGAACCCCACCCGGGGCAGUGGCCUCCGGGAACCCCGCUGGGGCAGUGGCCUCCGGGAACUCCGCUGGGGUCAGCACCUCGGAUUCUUUUACUGGGACCGAGCCGUCGGCCUCCCCCACUGGGACCGAGCCAUCGCCCUCCCUCUCUGAGUCGAUAAUUAUCGAAACUUCUCCCGGGACUAUGACUUCCGGGACUUUUGCUGAAGCUAUAACCUUCAGCACCUCCACUAAUGCUACGCCUCUUAAGUUCUUUCCUGGGGAAGCGACCUCUAGACCCUUCUUAGAGGCUGCGUCUCUCGAGACCCCACUUGGGGAUAUUACUUCAAAUAUCCCUUCUGGGGUUUUGCUUCUCGAGUUCCCUUCUAGAACUAUGGUUUUAGAUACCCUUUCUGGGGUUGCGCUCUUCAAGUCCCUACCUGGGGUAACAGCUUCUGAGACCCCUUCUGGUAUGGAAACCUGAGCUAUAAUAUUUGAUGUCCCUCUAUAAGCUACAGCAUCAGGUACCGCUCCAGCGCUCUGGGCAUCAGGUACCGUUCCAGCACUCUGGGCAUCGGGCACCGCUCCAGCACUCUGGGUAUCGGGCACCUCUCCAGGACCCUGGGCAACGGGCACCUCUCCAGGACCCUGGGCAACGGGCACCUCUCCAGGACCCUGGGCAACGGGCACCACUCCAGGACCCUGGGCAACGGGCACCACUCCAGGACCCUGGGCAACGGCACCACUCCAGGAACCUGGGCAACGGGCACCACUCCAGGAACCUGGGCAACGGGCACCACUCCAGGAACCUGGGCAUCGGGCACCACUCCAGGAACCUGCAACGCUGCUUCAACAGGAACCUCAAGAGAGGAGAGAAACAUUCUCUUUUGAUUCCUGAAUCUAUAAUGGGGCUCCCUUGCCCAAGGACCCCAAUUAUAGGACAGAGAGCUUUUUAGUGUGGGUUGUGUGACAAGUACCUCUGCCACAGUAGAGACAUGAGUAGGUCUUGUAUCCUGACUCAACUUGGCCAGAGGGCAAGACUCGUCACCACACUUUGGCUUGCGCAACUCACAGGUCUGCAGAUAGUGGCCUAAACCCCCACAAUAUAGGCAUAAGUUUAAGUUUCUGCGACGCAGACGCUCCUCCUCUGAGAGCCUGGGCCGCAGAAAACUUUUAAACCUUUUCUCUUCAAUUAAACCAGAGGAUUCUCUUGUCACCAUACUGUGAACAAGAGUCUCUUUAGAGAUAGAUGUACUCUCAACGACUUCUGGCAAGAUGAGCAAGAUUUUAGUCAAAAGGUUUUGCAGUUGCUUUAAGGAUUGCUGCAAAACUUCUAGUCGCUCUGGUCUCAAAGCACUGAAAGCAGAGUUCAGGGCUGAGAGAGAUGCCUGCAGGGCUUGCAUAGUAGACAUAGGAGGAUUUAAAACUAGACAAGGCAAGACUAGACAAGGCAAGACUAGAUAAGGCAGGACUAGAUCUUUGCUAAACAAAAGACUGUUUUUUUUUGUUUGUUUUUUAAACACCGGACUGGAUUCUAAACACCGGACUGGAUUCUAAACACCGGACUGGAUUCUAAACACUGAAUUCUAGACAAGACUGGAUUCUAAACACCGGAUUGGAUUCUGCACACUGAAUUCUAGACAGGACUGGAUUCUAGACUAGACACUGGACUGGGCCAAAAAAGAAAAGUUUUAUUUCUUUUUUGUGGUAUGGCUGGUGAGAAUGUUAGGUUCCUGGUGCUCAGAACAAGGGAGAUGUUAUGAAGCGAGUCCAGAGCACCAGGACGUAAUGCUGGGAAAGGGGAAUGGAAAGGGAAUAGCCCCUGGUGCCCUAUCUCCGUUGUCUCGCCCGUGCUGUCAGUACACUCUUGCGAGACUAUGGUUGCUUGAGCCCAUGGCAGCCGCGUUUGAAGGGCGGAUUACGUCUGCCCAACUUCGAUGCCCCCUCAGGUCUUAAUGAGAGACAAAGAGUGAACCGAGACAGGGUGAUAACAAGGGGCCCUCUGACUAAACAACAAGGCCGGGGGCUACUAACAAACCUAAAACCAAAGUAUGUGCGGCUUGCCGCCAAAGGAAAAGAACAACAAAGGAAAUGCUGACCACACGCCGACACAAUACUUUUGUGUACCGGCUGUGACAGCAUAAGCAGAACCCUCUGCAAAACACCAGUGACAGAAAUAAUAAGGGAAUACAGCGGCCUAGGCCGACGGACGCGGCAGUGCCGCUACUCACGGAACCGGUACGAAUACUGGCAAACGGACAGGAACUCCCAAUGCUGCUGACACAGACUCUCAGAACUGGAGGACAGGCAGAAUCCCAAACGACAGACCGGUGGACACCAAGAAGCCAGAAACUUGACCAGGCACAGGUAAAGGCACUGGACCUCAGGACAGGAACGCCUCACGGCAGGACACGGGAUCAGACAUAGGAAUCGACACAGGAAGCUCAGGAACUAGCAGGAACCAAGCUCAGAACUCAAGCAGACUGGAAACCCAGAAAUAUCACCAGCGUCUGUGAAUAGCACUGAGCCAGCAUAUAACAGAGAGGCCUAAUUAAUAAUCUCAUGCAGCUGCCCUGUUGCAUGACUCCAAACUGACAAGAUGCAAUUAGCAGCCAGGUGAGGCUGAACACAUGGGAACAAGCUGCAAUUACACAGACUCACCAGCGGCAGCAACCAAGAGUACUCUUAAACAGAGCAACGGGAAAUCCUGGCCUGCGAAACAACUUAUAAACAUAAAAUAGGAAUGAACCACUACCCGUGGUUCAUAACAGUAUCCCCUCCUUAAGGGUGAGUUCCGAGCACCCCAUGACACCCACGGGGAACAUGAACAGAAGAAUAACAUAAAAUACCUAACUGACAUGCAAAACAGGAAUGAGCCACAGCCGUGGCUCAUAACACACACAGGUGUAAUAUGACACCAAGAGCCUGACUGGGUGAAAGGUUACAUGAUAGAAUGAAUCAUAUCAGUAAGAGGUUGGACUGAAUCUCAUACAGAACUGAAAAUAAUCUGUUGAAGAUGUGAUUUUUAAUAGUUCUGCCUUUCAUCCACAGGGACCUUUCUGGGUCACAUACAAAUUUGUACAAGUAGUAAAAACUGAUACCGACACGGACUCUGUUUCCUGUGUCGACACUAGUGAUUCCAGGGGAAUAGGUCCUAAGUUAGCAAAAAAGCAUUCAAAACAUGUUUUAGCUAUAAAGGAGGUGUUAGAAUUUACGAAGCACCCUCUUUUACCACGGUUUACUUUAGUAAAGAAGUAAUGUAAUUUUCCCUCCACCUCAGGUCUGAUUUAACCUGAAAAGAAAUUUCAGAUUCCCAAAACGAAUUCAGGCAGCUUACCUUUUUCCAAAAAAGGUGGGAGUCACCCCGCAUUUUAGACAGGGCCCUGUCAUAAAAGAGAAAAGGUGUUUCUCCCUGCGCCUGGAAUGGCUUCACUUAAGGAGCCGACAGACCGCAAGUGAGUGAGGUGAUUUAUUGAUGUGGCCAAUGGGACACUACUCAGGCCUACCAUUGUCUGUGAGUGCGUGAGUAGUGCUAUUGAAAAGUGGUCAGAAAAUUGUCAUUAGACAUUGACACAAUAGAUGGAGACGAGAUACUCCUAACGUUAGGGCAUAUCUAAGACGCUGCUACGUACGUACUAGAAUCCAUGAAAUAUAUUGGUUUCUUGGGAACAAGAACCGCUACCAUGGCAGUAUCGGCUCGGAGGGCGUUGUGGAUUCGCCAGUGGAAUGCUGAUGUAGAUUCCAAAAUAAAAUAUGGAGGCUCUCCCGUAUAAAGGUGAGGCCUUGUUUGGUGAUGGGCUGGAUGCAUUAGUCUCGGCGGCUACCGCAGGUAAGUCGACAUUCUUGCCUUAUGCUCCUACACCGGCGAAAAAGACACAUCACUCUCAAAUACAGUCCUUUCGGCCCAACAAAUACAAAAAGGCCAAAGGUCUCCCCUUUUUUUUGCAGGUAGGGGAAGGGGAAAAUGAAAGAAAUCCGCAGCGUCUCCCGGAUCGCAGGAGCAGAAGUCCACCCCCGCUUCUGCCAAAUCUGCAGCAUAACGCUGGGGCUCCUUUGCGGGAGUCCGCUUGGGUGGGACCACGUCUGAAACUUUUCAGCCAAAUCUGGAUUCAAUCUGGCCUGGACCAAUGGGUCUUACAAAUAGUGUCCCAUGGGUGCAAACUAGAGUUUCAAGACGUCCCCCCAUGCCGAUUUUUCAAAUAGACCUUGCCAGCUUCUCUUCCGGGAAGAGAGGCAGUAACAACGGCAAUUCAAAAAUUAUGUCAGGAUCAGGUCAUUGUCCUGGUACCCUUGGCACAGUAAGGAGAAGGUUUUUUUAUUCAAGCCUCUUCGUAGUUCGGACGGCUCGGUCAGACCGAUUUUAAAAAUGAAAAUCUGAAUCUUUACCUGAAAGGUUUCAAGUUCAAGAUGGAAUCCCUGAGGGUAGUGAUUUCCAGUCUGGAAGAGGGGGACUUCAUGGUGUCAGUAGACAUAAAAGAUGCUUACUUGCAUGUUCCCAUUUAUCCUCACCAAGCUUAUCUGAGAUUCGCAGUACAGGAUUGCCAUUACCAGUUUCAGUUCAGACGUUGCCGUUCAGACUCUCCACGGCACCGAGGGUAUUCACCAAGGUGAUGGCGGAGAUGAUGGUCGUCCUUCGUUAAAAAGGAGUCAAUAUAAUUCCUUAUCUGGACGAUCUCCUGAUAAAAGCGAGAUCCAGGGAACAGUUGGUGCAGAACAUCGCACUCUCUCUCAAUACUCCAACAACAGGGUUGGAUCAUGAAUUUUCCAAAGUCGCAGUUGGAACCGACGACAAGAUUGUCCUUUUUAGGGAUGAUUCUAGACACAGAAGUAUGGAGAGUAUUUCUUCCAGUGGAAAAGGCUCUGGAAAUCCAGAAAAUGGUCAAACAAAUAUUGAAACCAACAAGAGUGUUGAUCCAUCAAUGCAUUCGGUUGUUGGGGAAAAUGGUAGCGGCCUACGAGGCCAUACAGUUUGGCCGAUUUCAUGCCAGAGUAUUCCAGGGGGACCUGUUGGACAAGUAGUCCGGAUGCCACCUACACAUACACCGGAAAAUAAUCCUGUCCCCCAAAGCCAGGAUUUCGCUCCUGUGGUGGCUACACAGUUCUCACCUACUAGAGGGAAGCAGGUUUGGGAUUCACGACUGGGUCCUAAUAACCACGCAUGCAAGUCUCUGAGGCUGGAGAGCUGUCACACAGGGGGAAAGCUUCCAAGGAAAAUGGUCAAGUCAGGAAGCCUGCCUUCACAUAAACGUUCUGGAAUUGAGAGCCAUUUACAACGGCCUUCUACAAGCGGUACAUCUUCUUCAAGAUCAUCCUGUGCAGAUCCAGUCGGACAAUGUAACAGCAGUCGCGUACAUAAACAGGCAAGGCGGAACGAAAAAGCAGAGCGACAAUGGCAGAGGUGACAAGGAUUCUCCUCUGGGCAGAAAGACAUGUUAGAGCUCUGUCAGCAAAUUUCAUUCCGGGAGUUGACAACUGGGAAGAAUAUUUCCUCAGCAGACACGAUCUCCGUCCAGGAGAGUGGGGCCUCCACCAAGAAGUCUUCGCAGAGGUGACGAGUCUUUGGGGAGUUCCUCAAGUAGACAUGAUGGCAUCUUGUCUAAACAAGAAGCUUCAGAGAUAUUGUUCCAGGUCGAGAGACCCUCAAGCAAUAGCAGUGGAUACACUGGUGACCCAGUGGGUGUUUCGGUCGGUAUAUGUUUUCCCUCCACUUCCACUGAUUCCAAAAGUUCUCAAAAUAAUAAUAAUAACAAGAGUUUGAGCAAUCUUCAUUGCCCCAGACUGGCCAAGGAGGGCUUGGUAUCCAGAUCUCCAGGAGUUGCUCAUAGAAGAUCCUCGGCCUCUUCCUCCUCGAGAGGACCUACUACAGCAGGGGCCGUGUGUGUAUCAAGACUUACCGCGGUUACGUUUGACGGCAUGGCUGUUGAGCGUCGGAUCCUAGCCCGAAAGGGUAUUCCCAAGGAAGUCAUCCCCACUCUUAUUCAGGCCAGGAAAGGAGUAACGUCUAAACAUUACCACCGUAUUUGGAGAAAAUAUGUGUCUUGGUGUGAAUCCAAGAAGGCUCCUACGGAAGAGUUUAAGUUAGGACGUUUUCUCCAUUUUCUGCAGGCUGGUGUGGAUGCGGGCCUUAGAUUGGGGUCAAUCAAGGUCCAGAUUUCGGCCUUAUAAGUUUUCUUUCAAAAACAAUUGGCCUCCUUUCCAGAAGUUCAGACGUUCGUGAAAGGGGUUCUGCACAUCCAGCCUCCAUUUGUGCUUCCAGUGGCACCAUGGGACCUUAAUGUGGUGUUGCAGUUCCUUCAAUCGGGUUGGUUUGAGCCUCUACAAGAAAUAGAGUUGAAGUUUCUCACUUGGAAAGUGGUGAUGCUUUUGGCGUUGGCAUCCGCAAGGCGGGUGUCUGAAUUGGGGGCCUUGUCCCACAAGAGCCCUUACCUGAUCUUCCAUGAAGAUAGGGCAGAGGUGAGAACUCGUCAACAUUUUCUUCCAAAGGUGGUUUUCCUCUUUCCACAUAAAGCAACAUAUUGUGGUGCCAGUUGCUACUGACACGUUCGCUGAGUCAAAGUCUCUAGAUGUGGUUAGAGCUUUGAAGAUUUAUGUCACUAGAACAGCUCGAAAACGGAAAACUGAGGUUUUGUUUGUCCUGUAUGCUCCCAACAAGAUUGGGUGUCCUGCUUCCAAGCAGACUAUUGCGCGCUGGAUCAGAGGUACGAUUCAGCAAGCUCAUUCUACGGCUGGAUUGCCGUUACCGAUGUCGGUGAAGGCCCAUUCUACUAGGAAGGUGGGCUCCUCAUGGGCGGCUGCCCGGGGGGUCUCUGCAUUACAACUUUGCCGAGCAGCUACUUGGUCAGGGUCAAACACAUUUGCAAAAUUCUACAAGUUUGACACCUUGGCCGAUGAAGACCUAAAGUUUGGUCAAUCGGUGCUGCAGGGUCAUCCGCACUCUCCCGCCCGUACUGGAGCUUUGGUAUAGAUCCCAUGGUCUUGAUGUCGUUCCCAGCAUCCUCUAGGACGUAUGAGAAAAUAGGAUUUUGAUAACUUACCGGUAAAUCCUUUUCUCCUAGUCCGUAGAGGAUGCUGGGCGCCCGUCCCAGUGCGUACUUUACCUGCAGUUUAGUAAUUACACAAGUUUAGUUAGUUACACAAGUUGUGUUAUCUUGGUUUCAGCAUGUUGUUGCAAUUAGUUCAUGCCUGUUGGCGUGUGUUAUGUUGAGUGGCAUGGUUGAGGGUGUGAGUUGGUAGAUAUCUCACCAAUAGUUAAGUAAUUCCUUUCCUCGAAAUGUCAGUCUCCCUGGGCACAGUUCCUACAACUGGGGUCUGGAGGAGGGGCAUAGAGGGAGGAGCCAGUUCACACCCAAUGAAAAGUCUUUAGAGUGCCCAUGUCUCCUGCGGACCCGUCUAUACCUCAUGGUCUUGAUGUUGUCCCCAGCAUCCUCUACGGACUAGGAGAAAAGGAUUUACCGGUAGGUUAUCAAAAUCCUAUUUUUACAUUUCCUGUCUACACACGCCAGUAGGCGGAUGUUUUGAAAGCCACCACUUAGUAAAUUUACCCCUGGACCCUGGGGUGCCUUGGGGCACUUGCAGGGGUGCCCUAGGUUGGUCCAGGACAAAUGUUUUUGGUCAGUGUAAUAGGCAAAACAAGUGCAUGUGGCAUCCAAUCAUAAAAUAUUUUGACAAACAAGCAAAUCCUGUGGCUCACCACAUAACUGAACUAAAGGGUAACAUAGACACAAAUGACUUCAUUUAAUACAGGUUAAUUAUCCCAUAUCCCAGUAUUCCGAAAUACGGAAUUUUUUGAGUGAGAGUGAAACAGUGAAACCUUUGUUUUUUGAUGGCUCAAUGUACACAAACUCUGUUUAAUACACAAACUUAUUAAAAAUAUUGUAUUAAAUGACCUUCAGGCUGUGUGUAUGAGGUGUAUAUGAAACAUAAAUGUAUUGUGUGAAUGUAGACACACUUUGUUUUAUGCACAAAGUUAUUAAAAAUAUUAGCUAAAAUGACCUACAGGCUGUGUGUAUAAGGUGUAUAUGAAACAUAAAUGCAUUCUGUGCUUAGACUUGGAUCCCAUCGCCAUGUUAUCUCAUUACGGUAUGCAAUUAUUCCAAAAUACGGAGAAAAUCCGAUAUCCAAAAUACCUCUGGUCCCAAGCAUUUUGGAUAAGGGAUACUCAACCUGUAAUUGUUUCUAAAUUUCUCAGUAAAAAACUUUUGGCUUAAAUGGGGUUCCACACGUACAGAUCUCUCCCAGAGAUGUGUGCUGAGCAAUCUAGCACAGAACGCUCAGCACACAGCGCGAUGUGCGCUGAGCGAGGGAGGGGUCCGCUCACUUCACCAGCAGUGAAGUGAGCAAUCUAAAGUCUAACAUCAGCGAUAGCGACGCGCAGGGCCACGCUUCGCUAUCGCUAUGGGCUAUACACACGGAGAGAUGUGUGCUUAAUUUCUAAGCAAUCAGAUUGCUUAGAAUUUAAGCACACAUCUCUACGUGUGUACCCCCUCAAGGGUGCCAUGAAUAAAAUAGUGAUAAUCUAUAACAUUUAUUGAUGCCAUAACAAAUGAAAAAAAGUCAUUGUUGUUCAAUACAGACAUAACAAAAUGCUAAUGUGUCAGGUUACAAAGCUACAAAGUACACUUGUCAUUAAGUAGUUAAAUAUGCUAAUAAAUAUGAGCUUGUCAUUCAGACUGCUCUGGUAGAGGCUUCUUGGCUUAGGGGUGUAAUAUGUAAUGUUGACAUAUUCUGCAUGUCGUCACUGACAAAUUGUCAACCUGUUCAUUACGUCGCUAUGAAUGCCAGCAGUGAGGAUGUGUAAGUAUUUUAGCCUUACUCUAAUUGCUGCCUAACCCUAAUUGUAUGUGUCAACAUUCUGGCCAUGUCAUCAUUAUAAUGUCUACAUGCUUGGAGAUGGGGGUUGUAUUUAUUGAUGUAAGCAUGUACAUAAAUUUGUUUUUAAUUCCUGAAUGGCUUGAGAAGGGUCAGGCACCCUGAAAUGAUUUGUUGCAGCUGAUAUUAUGUCGGUGGGAUUUUACUAUAACUGCCAGUUAUGCUAAUAAAGGCAGAAUUAUGUCACUGAAUUUCCCAUGUUCUUGUCCUACCUCGACAACCUACAUCUGCAAGAGUACACUCAGGCACCGGUUUAUGAGCCCUGCAGGUACAUAUUCCUGCGCGGGUUGGAUAAAUAGGGGCGGGUGUGAGGUUUUAUGGCAAAAUUUUAAGAAUUGCAUGGGAUUUUUCUUUACUUGUCCACAAUGGAAACCGGUUCAUUUUUAAAUUUGUUUUGUUAUAAGCGAUCGAUCAAUAGUACUGUAGUUGUACAUUACGUUUGGAUAAUGCAUACAUAUCACAUCUUAAUAAAAUAUGACCAUUUAUUUUGCUGUGACAUUAA
Molecule: messenger RNA, 17479 nt
Organism: Pseudophryne corroboree (corroboree frog)
Lineage: Eukaryota; Metazoa; Chordata; Amphibia; Anura; Myobatrachidae
Gene: NUDT12
Product: nudix hydrolase 12
Exons: 7
Coding region: 72-1448 (458 amino acids)
Biological process (GO): NADP+ catabolic process; NAD+ catabolic process
Cellular component (GO): peroxisome; cytosol
Molecular function (GO): protein binding; NADH pyrophosphatase activity; metal ion binding
Source: RefSeq, a predicted model, not a curated record